AUUACACCAUCAUUUGGCGAAGAUUAUUCAGCGGUGGUGACCUCUUCCAACCCAACACUCUACAAAUUGUUAUCUCUGGACUUUCAGCUGACACCCUGCCGGAGGCAAGAGCUGCUAAGCCAACUGGAACUGUGCCUUUUCUCUUGUCAAGGUUUUCUUCUUACACAGGAAAAAGAAGAAAAAAAAAAAAAGAUGAAGUUGGGCAAAGUGGAGUUCUGCCAUUUUCUGCAGUUAAUAGCACUUUUCCUGUGUUUUUCUGGAAUGAAUCAAGCAGAACUCUCAAGGUCCGGAUCAAAGCCCUAUUUCCAAUCUGGGAGGUCCCGUACCAAGCGCAGCUGGGUGUGGAAUCAGUUCUUUGUCCUGGAGGAAUACAUGGGCUCAGACCCGCUCUAUGUAGGAAAGCUUCACUCUGAUGUUGAUAAAGGAGAUGGUUCCAUCAAAUACAUCUUGUCAGGCGAAGGGGCAAGUUCCAUUUUCAUUAUUGAUGAGAACACGGGGGAUAUUCAUGCCACCAAGAGACUGGAUCGAGAAGAGCAGGCCUACUACACACUCCGAGCUCAAGCCCUGGACAGACUCACCAACAAGCCCGUGGAGCCUGAGUCUGAAUUUGUGAUAAAAAUUCAGGAUAUCAAUGACAAUGAACCCAAAUUCCUGGAUGGCCCAUACACAGCAGGGGUGCCUGAAAUGUCUCCCGUGGGGACCUCAGUGGUACAAGUGACAGCGACGGACGCUGACGAUCCGACCUAUGGUAACAGUGCCCGAGUGGUCUACAGCAUUCUGCAAGGACAGCCUUACUUCUCCGUGGAACCAAAGACAGGAGUGAUCAAGACUGCUCUUCCAAACAUGGAUAGAGAAGCAAAAGACCAGUACCUGCUUGUCAUUCAAGCGAAGGAUAUGGUUGGACAAAACGGAGGACUGUCAGGAACGACGUCGGUCACUGUGACGCUCACAGAUAUCAACGACAACCCUCCCCGCUUUCCCCGAAAGUCUUACCAGUACAACGUUCCAGAGUCACUGCCAGUAGCCUCUGUGGUAGCCAGAAUUAAAGCUGCUGAUGCAGACAUUGGGGCCAAUGCGGAGAUGGAGUACAAAAUUGUGGAUGGUGAUGGCUUGGGGGUCUUCAAGAUUUCUGUUGACAAAGACACCCAGGAAGGAAUCAUUACCAUACAGAAGGAACUGGAUUUUGAAGCCAAAACAAGUUACACUCUACGCAUAGAAGCUGCAAAUAAAGAUGCUGAUCCUCGCUUUACCGGUUUGGGGCCAUUCAGUGACACAACGACCGUCAAGAUAAUUGUGGAGGAUGUGGAUGAGCCCCCUGUGUUUUCCGCAGCUUUGUACCCCAUGGAGGUGUCCGAAGCUACCCAAGUGGGAAAUAUCAUUGGCACCGUUGCAGCUCAUGAUCCAGAUUCUUCCAACAGCCCCGUGAGGUAUUCAAUUGACAGAAAUACAGACUUAGAGAGAUACUUCAAUAUUGAUGCCAACAGUGGAGUUAUAACCACAGCCAAGUCUUUGGAUCGAGAGACGAAUGCUGUUCAUAAUAUUACAGUUCUUGCAAUGGAGAGCCAGAACCCAUCUCAAGUGGGACGAGGCUAUGUGGCCAUCACCAUCCUGGACAUCAAUGACAACGCCCCCGAGUUUGCCAUGGACUAUGAGACCACUGUGUGUGAAAAUGCUCAGCCGGGACAGGUUAUCCAGAAAGUGAGCGCCGUGGACAAGGAUGAGCCAGCCAGUGGACACCAGUUUUACUUCAGCUUGAUGACAGAGGCAAACAACAACCACAACUUCUCCCUGAAAGAUAACAAAGACAACACUGCCUCAAUACUAACGAGGCGGAGUGGCUUCCGGAGACAGGAGCAGUCUGUCUAUUAUCUGCCCAUUUUCAUUGUGGACAGUGGGUCUCCUUCACUCAGCAGCACCAAUACCCUCACCAUCCGGGUCUGUGACUGCGAUGCGGAUGGCAUCGCUCAGACCUGUAAUGCAGAGGCCUACAUCUUACCUGCCGGUCUCAGUACAGGCGCCCUGAUCGCAAUACUUGCCUGUGUCUUAACAUUAUUGGUGUUGAUCCUCCUCAUCGUCACCAUGAGGAGACGGAAGAAAGAGCCCCUCAUCUUCGACGAGGAGAGAGACAUCCGCGAAAACAUCGUGAGGUACGACGACGAGGGCGGCGGCGAGGAGGACACGGAGGCCUUCGAUAUGGCGGCCCUGAGGAACCUCAACGCCAUGAGGGACACCAAGACGCGCAGGGACGUGACGCCCGAGAUCCAGUUCCUGAGCCGGCCCGCGUUCAAGGGCAUCCCCGACAACGUCAUUUUCAGGGAGUUUAUCUGGGAGCGGCUGAAGGAGGCCGACGUGGACCCCGGCGCGCCCCCGUACGACUCCCUGCAGACCUAUGCCUUCGAGGGCAACGGCUCGGUGGCCGAGUCGCUCAGCAGCCUGGAGUCCGUGAGCUCCAACUCGGACCAGAACUACGACUACCUCAGUGACUGGGGCCCGCGCUUCAAGCGCCUGGCCGACAUGUACGGCACCGGGCACGAAGGCCUGUACUCAUAG
Molecule: messenger RNA, 2550 nt
Organism: Ochotona curzoniae (black-lipped pika)
Lineage: Eukaryota; Metazoa; Chordata; Mammalia; Lagomorpha; Ochotonidae
Gene: CDH7
Product: cadherin 7
Exons: 11
Coding region: 193-2550 (785 amino acids)
Biological process (GO): cell morphogenesis; cell-cell junction assembly; homophilic cell-cell adhesion
Cellular component (GO): plasma membrane; adherens junction; catenin complex
Molecular function (GO): cadherin binding; calcium ion binding
Source: RefSeq, a predicted model, not a curated record